Messenger RNA from Morchella sextelata, 646 nucleotides. RefSeq lists its product as uncharacterized. Lineage: Eukaryota; Fungi; Ascomycota; Pezizomycetes; Pezizales; Morchellaceae. The annotation marks the transcript as partial. The transcript has a single exon. The record is from RefSeq and is a predicted model, not a curated record. Gene Ontology annotation, molecular function: catalytic activity.
GCCUCGAACCACCGCGCUCGCACAUCAACUUAACUGUGCACGGAGCGAACUAAUCACCAAGCCGGCGGUGGAGGAAGCGGAAACAGACUCUAGCAUAUUUUUCCUAUUAUUACAAGAACCAUGGACCUCAACAGAGGGAUAUCCACCAGAAUCAAACCUUUUUUACCUAUUCACAGCCAGCAACACCAAUACAAAAUGCGCAACAUACGUCCGCAAACAUACCAACCUCAAACCAAAACAUCACUACACACAUGAUAAUUUCAUAGUAUCGAUUACGGUAGAAAUCCAGAACAAGAGAACCCAAAUCCUAAACAUAUACUUCCCAGGCCGAAGUGGCCCCUUCGCCCAAAUAGCAAAUACAAUCCAAACCCUCGACAAUUGCGUAGUAAUGGGAGACUUCAACUGCCACCAUCAAAUGUGGUACGGAGUAACCUCACAUGAAUACAGAAACAACAUUCGAGCAGACCGCGCUAAUGGUGCACGGCUAAAACAAUGGAUAACCCGACAGAAACUGACCCUCCUGAAUGAACCAGGAGUCUACACGCAUUUCCCUAGAGACAGAGAGAAAAGGCCCACAAUCAUUGACCUUACAUUUGUAAAAGGCCCAAUACUUGACCACAACCUACGAUGGAGCACUGAACCCUAA